Messenger RNA from Clonostachys byssicola, 720 nucleotides. The record is from the annotation of a GenBank genome assembly. Lineage: Eukaryota; Fungi; Ascomycota; Sordariomycetes; Hypocreales; Bionectriaceae.
AUGGAACCAUUCAGCUCCUUCCGGCAAAUCACCUUUGCUCUCUCAAUCAUAGCCUCCCUCACUGGAAGUUUUGUCGCCCUAUCGCCUCCCAAUCCCUCCACCAGCACCACUCCGCGGACUGGAGAUUUCCUCCGGCGCAUUGGGAUCACGAGUAAGCACGCAGCCAAGAUCGUCCUGGCACCUAUCAGUGUUCUCGCGCUUCAUGCCUCAGCACUUGCUUUCUACGCCCCAGAUAUCCCACCAUUUAUGCUCGGCUAUGGUAGCGAGAAUGGGCUAAACAAAGACUUAAUCACCUGGUCGGCAUCAACUUCGGUCCCCAUAUGCCUGAUCCUCCUUGUUGGCGUUCCUCUCCGCCUCAUGUCCUACUCGUACCUGGGAACAAACUUUACGUUUGCCCUUGCGGAGCCAGAUCGCCUCACUACUACAGGCAUCUACAGAUACGUCCAGCAUCCGAGCUAUACCGGCCUUUCCGCCAUCAUGGUUUCCACAAUCGCAUUGUUCGUUCGGUUCGAUGGCGCCGUCUGCUGCUGGAUCCCGCCGUCCCUGUACCCAGCCGCAAGAAAGCUCUGGUUUGUCGCUGCACCAGUGUUCAUCGCUGUCGGUCUGCUCGGCGUCAAGAUGCGUGUUAAGCAGGAAGAGGAGAUGCUCAAGGGUACAUUUGGGAGGAAAUGGGAAGAGUGGCAUGCGAGGACCCCAAGAUUCCUGCCAUGGUUAUUUUAA